AUGGCGCCUCCUGAAAGAGCCGGAAAGAGUGUCUUUUUGGGAAAUAUCCCAUACAAUCUCACAGAGGAGCAAGUUAAAGACAUUCUUAGCUCCGCGGGCACAGUAACCAAAUUUCGUUUGAUGAUGAACCCGGAGACCGGAAAACCUAAAGGAUAUGGGUUUGCAGACUUCGCCGAUGCCGAUGCAGCCGCCUCCGCAGUUCGCAACUUGAAUGACUAUGAGGUCAUGGGACGGAAGAUCCGCGUGGAUUGGCCUCACAACAACGAGAAGGAUUCGAUACCCCCAGAUUAUUCGCAGACAUCUCAAGUACCCGGACAGGAUGGGCAGAUGGGUGCACAGCAGUCAUCCGCGCCUCUGCCACCUCUUCCCCCGGGCGUGGACCUCCCUCCGCACCUAGACUGCCCGAAUGCAAUCUCCCAAACACUCUCCUCUCUCCCUCCGAAUCAACUCCUCGAUGUACUCUCUCAGAUGAAGUCAUUGGUCAUGGCUGACCCGGCACGCGCCACGGAACUUUUACGACAAGCCCCUCAACUGGCAUACGCUAUAUUCCAGGCCCUGCUCCUGAUGAACCUUGUCGACUACAGCACGUUAGGGACGGUGGUGGAACAGGCUGCUCAGCCCCAAGCGGCAGCCGCCGCUCCCCCCGCAGCGCAGUCUUUUCAGCCAUUCUCAGCCGUACCCGGUCCGGUCUCCACACCACCUCAGCCUCAGCAACAAAUGUCUGGGCAAGACGAACUCUUGCAGCAAGUGCUUAGUAUGCCACAGUCGGCUAUUGAUGCACUACCUCCGAUGGAACGGAGCCAAAUCAUGCUUCUACGACAGCAAUUAAUGCAAGGUGCAAUGCGGUGA
Messenger RNA from Aspergillus bombycis, 849 nucleotides. RefSeq names its product putative polyadenylation factor subunit CstF64. NCBI's taxonomy places the organism in Eukaryota, Fungi, Ascomycota, Eurotiomycetes, Eurotiales, Aspergillaceae. Gene Ontology annotation, biological process: mRNA 3'-end processing. Gene Ontology annotation, molecular function: mRNA binding. The transcript is spliced from 2 exons. Gene Ontology annotation, cellular component: mRNA cleavage and polyadenylation specificity factor complex. The record is from RefSeq and is a predicted model, not a curated record. Bases 1 to 849 code for a protein of 282 amino acids.